Molecule: messenger RNA, 222 nt
Organism: Debaryomyces tyrocola
Lineage: Eukaryota; Fungi; Ascomycota; Pichiomycetes; Serinales; Debaryomycetaceae
Source: the annotation of a GenBank genome assembly
AUGAUUUGCGAGCCCCGUUCUUCUAAUUCAAACGCUAGACGUCUACGAGCAUUUCCUUCUAUUCCAUGGAUUGACCAUUUGGCAGCUUCUAAAGCAAUAUCAGUAUCUGAACAAAAGCAAAUAAGCCUUGCAAAGGACUCAACUCUAGACUUGGGUGUAUUAGUUCCAAUGAAACCCUGCGCAGAAAUUCCUAAAUCUCAAAAUUGUUUGCCAUCAAAGUAA